AGAUCACGUGACUGCUCACGACACGCUCGUCCUCAUCUAAGUGGCGGGUGCGCGCGUUGAAGGGCGCGUCCGUGUGAGUCAAGUGUGCGAGAGCGAGAGACCGCAUCACCGCUCAUUCAAUUCCUCCUUACACGCCGACUAGCACAGAGACGCCGCGAUGGCCUCCGGAGUUCAAGUCCAAGAGCAUGUGCUGACCAUCUUCAAUGACAUGAAAGUGCGCAAGGCACAGGCCAGUGAAGAGGAGCGGAAGAAGAGGAAGAAGGCUGUCUUGUUCUGCCUGAGUGGUGACAAUAAAGAAAUCAUCAUGGAAGAGGGUCGCGAGAUCCUGCAGGGAGAUGAGGGCGAUCCCUACCUGAAGUUUGUCAAGAUGCUGCCCCUUGAUGACUGCCGUUAUGCUCUGUAUGACGCCACAUACGAGACCAAGGAGACCAAGAAGGAGGACCUGGUAUUCAUCUUUUGGGCCCCAGAGAAUGCUCCACUCAAGAGCAAGAUGAUCUAUGCCAGCUCUAAGGAUGCAAUCAAAAAGAAGUUCACAGGUAUCAAGCAUGAGUGGCAAGUGAACGGACUGGACGACAUCAAGGACCGAAAGACUCUCGCUGAGAAGCUUGGAGGCGCUUCGGUGAUCACCCUGGAAGGAAAGCCUCUGAAUGAUUGAGGCCAAUACUCUGGUGGGAUAGAGCUGUAUAGCUGUUCAUUUCAACAUGGGUAGGGCAAGGGUACAUGGCAGUGAUGCUGGUGGGUGGGUUGGGUUGUAAAAAAAAAAAAAAAAAAAAAAGGUGACAGUUUCCAAACUCCACAAAAAGAAAAAUUGGCUGUCAUUCCAUUUCGCAUACACCAAGAACAAAAUAAAAAAUAAAAAAAAACAUAAAA
Hemibagrus wyckioides is the source of this 870-nucleotide messenger RNA. RefSeq names its product cofilin 1 (gene cfl1). The coding region runs from base 158 to 655 and encodes 165 amino acids. The record is from RefSeq and is a predicted model, not a curated record. Gene Ontology annotation, biological process: actin filament fragmentation; cell motility; actin filament severing. Lineage: Eukaryota; Metazoa; Chordata; Actinopteri; Siluriformes; Bagridae. Gene Ontology annotation, cellular component: actin cytoskeleton; cytoplasm; actin cortical patch. The transcript is spliced from 4 exons. Gene Ontology annotation, molecular function: actin filament binding.